Limulus polyphemus (Atlantic horseshoe crab) is the source of this 1612-nucleotide messenger RNA. Its product is annotated as replication factor C subunit 1-like. Lineage: Eukaryota; Metazoa; Arthropoda; Merostomata; Xiphosura; Limulidae. The record is from RefSeq and is a predicted model, not a curated record. Gene Ontology annotation, cellular component: DNA replication factor C complex; nucleus. The annotation marks the transcript as partial. The transcript is spliced from 8 exons. Gene Ontology annotation, biological process: DNA replication. Gene Ontology annotation, molecular function: DNA clamp loader activity; ATP binding; DNA binding.
GGUGCUAUGAUGUCAAUAGCUUAUAAGGAAGGACUAAAGGUGGAGCCAGAAGCAAUCAAUGACAUCAUUGUUUCCUCUAAUCAAGAUAUUAGACAGGUCCUCCAUAACAUGUCACUGUGGAGUUGUAAAGAAAAGAAAUUAGGUGUAGAACAGACUAAGUCAGACACAGGAAAGGGAACAAAGGACAUCAAACUGGGUCCGUUUGAAGCACUUCGUAGAAUCUUUUCUGCAGAAGAAACCAAAAACAUGAACAUCCAUGACAAAAGCAAUUUGUUUUUCCAAGACUACUCAUUGGUGCCCUUGUUUGUUCAGGAGAACUAUCUUCAGGUGAAACCCCUGGGAGCAAAAGGAGAUAUCAAGAAACAUCUCCACUUAGUGAGUGAGACAGCAAACAGUCUCUGUGAUGGAGACCUUAUUGAAAAACUGAUUCGGAGAGAAGGAAACUGGAGUUUACUUCCAGUGGAGGCUAUCUUUGCCUCGGUAAUCCCUGGAGAUUUAAUGAAAGGUUUCCUGACCCAGAUGAUCAGCUUUCCAUCAUGGUUAGGGAAAAACUCAUCACGCAACAAGAUGGAUCGAUUGCUCCAGGAGCUUCAGACUCACAUGAGAGUGAGAGUAUCGGCUAACAAAAUGGGAGUGAAUUUAGACUAUCUUGAUUCAUUGAAAGAUUCUUUAACUCGUCCAUUAAUUGAGAAGGAAACAGAGGGAGUACGAGAAGUGCUGAAUGUUCUUGAGUUUUAUUGUUUGUUAAAAGAAGAUGUUGAAAACGUUAUGGAGCUCUCAACUUGGUCAGGGCAGAAAGAUCCCAUGUCUAAAGUUAGCCCAAAGGUGAAAGCCGCCUUUACCCGAACAUACAAUAAAGAAGGUAUAAAAACACCUUACGCUGUCACUCAAACAAAGAAAUCCAAAAGGGGAGCAGUGAAGAUGGACUCUGAUCUUCUGACUGAAGAAAACGAUGAUCAAAUGGUGAAGGAUGAAGGAGAAAGUGAAGAUAAUGACGAUGAUGUCACCUCUGAUGCUAUGGUUAAAGUUAAGAAACAUAAUAAACAGGGUACAAAGGAAGAUAAGCCAUCCACUUCAAAAGGCAAAGGAAGAGGGAAGACUACUGGUCGUGGAAGAGGUAGAGAAAAAUAGGGACUCAGAUAAUGGGACUUCAUUCUUUGUUUCACACACAACAGAACUACAAUGAUCCUUUUUUUUUCUAACAUUCAACCAUAAGAGAAAUGUUCAGAAAUUUAUACAGAAUACGUAGUUAAUAACUUCUUGGAUUUAUAUAACUAUAGCGUAUCUUUCUCCAGAAACAAUUUCAAUACAUUGUUUUGGAUGUGGAUAUUGUCUUUCACAUUUAAGAUUCUAAUUCAUUGUUUAGCAUUCACUUGACAGAUUUUUUCUCUUUUAUAAGUUGUUGUUGUAAUUAUUUUCUAUUAAUUACAGUUUUUGGAAAAUCACAAGAAGGUUGUUUCAUUUAGAAGUAGUGAGUAUAAUGGAACAAAGGCAAUGAUUUAUGAGAUGUAUGUGUGCAUGUUUUUAAAUUGAGAACCAGAAGAACCUGUUCAUUAAGCAUGAGAUGUGUGAAAAUGUUGAAUAUAUAUGUAAUAAACAUUUAUACAAACAA